Molecule: messenger RNA, 1788 nt
Organism: Trypanosoma grayi
Lineage: Eukaryota; Euglenozoa; Kinetoplastea; Trypanosomatida; Trypanosomatidae
Exons: 1
Coding region: 1-1788 (595 amino acids)
Source: RefSeq, a predicted model, not a curated record
AUGAGCGUGGUGAAUAUCCUAACCCCUGGGGAGCGGCGUUUCCUAGCUGAGGCUCUGGAGCUCGCGGAGGCCAAGGAGGCGCUUGAGGAGUCUGAAGUGCCGCCGGAGUAUUUGCAGGGGGGUUUGGAUAUGGAUAUAGAUCUGGAUCUGGAUCUGGAGCAGCAACACCUUGUGUCACCCUCACCGGUGCGAACUAAACCGAAGAACGUGAAACCACCCGAUGCUCUCGCGCGCUUCUCAGAGCAACUGCAUCAAGAGUACGAGUUGUGGGAUCGCGUGGAGCGCAGCCUUGAGCUGCCUUUUGUGUACCGCAGCGAGGAGAGUAAGACGCUGUCGCUUAAGAUGCUGCGACGCAUUCCUGUGCUGCAGCCCCUUUCCGAAGGUGACCUUGAGGUGAUCUGCUCGCACAUGGAGGUUGUACAGCUACACUCCAAUGAGACACUAGCUGGGAAGCCGCCCUUUGCAUUGCCCCCCACCAACAUCUCGCCUGGUUCCUCGGCAUUGAUGCUAUGUGACCCGGAUUACAGCAGGCCUGACCUUCUCGUUGACGCCGACGCAGUGGAUGAGGCACCUACACAGGGGAAGAAAGAGACCCGCGAUCGUCUGAUGAGCGAGGAACAGCCAAUAGCGCAGUACGUCUAUGUGCUACUUCGCGGCCGUGUUGUGCUUCGCAUUCCGUCGCUGCGCACCGCCGUGGAUGCUUUUGUAGAGCCUUACGAAAUGUUUGCAAUGCCUGUGACUGUGACAGCCCUACCGCCGGGCUCACGCUACGAAACGGACGCGGACUGCAUGCUGCUGCGCCUGAUGCGCGAUGCAGAUCUCGCGCUGGACCGCGUGAUUGGCCGCCUUGAGAAGCGACUUGUUGGGUCGCAGGUGACUUUCCUGCGACGGCAGCUCCGUGCGAAGGUGUUUACGCACUGGACGCAGGAAGAGUUUGAGGAGUGUGCGCGGGCGCUUGUGCCGUUGCGUGUUUCGUGGCGCCAAGUAAUUGUUGAUCAGGGAGACGAUUCCGACGCCAUGUACUUCAUCAAGGAGGGCCAAUGCAUAGUGGUGCGCAAGGUGCCACUCCACCGCCAGCAUGAAAGACAGCAGCAGAAGCGGCAGGAACAAGACCAAAAAGUGUCCCAUUCAUCCAGAGCUUCUGUUACGCCGCUGCGUCGCCGAUCACCGUUGCGGCGCGCCGAAGCGAACAAUCGACAAUCACCGACGAAUUCGUCGCCGUCAUCGCCAGCGCUGCCGGCGAAGUUGAUGGAACUUGUGACGCUGCGCGAAGGUGAGUUCUUUGGCGAGUUGGGUCUUCUGAAUCAUUGCGUUGAUUGGAAGCCCGACGUUGUUUCUGUUUGGUCUGGCGCGUACUGGCACAACACGCUCCACACCGCCCUCCGCGCACCGGUCGACAUCGCCGCGUUAGAGGGCGAAGCGGCGUGGCGCUCUGCACCACACUCGCCGAGAGAAGGCGACACGGCAAGCGAGGGUGCCUCUGCGAGCCUCAACAAGGACGUGUUCCCGUCGCUUCCGAUGAAGCGUCAGGCUACGGUGUAUACAAAGUGCCCCUGUGUGAUACUUAUGUUGACUUAUGAUCGCUGUCGUGAUCUCUUUGGCAACCGUGUUUACGCGCAGCUGAAAGAGUUUGCGAGGGGGUAUCCAUCCUGUGAGGACAUUGAGGUACAGUACGAGCGUCAGCGCAAGUGGCUGCAUUACCGUAAAGCAUUGGCAAAUGAGGUUAUGUCGGAGUCGAGUAGUGCGGUGCGGCAGCAGCCGAAGCUGUCACCCAUCCGCUUCCGGUGA